AGUCAGCUGUCAAGUGCUUUUUGUGCAACUUUUUGGACAUUCGGCAAAACAAAUUGCGACGGAAUGAAAAGUCAGUGUGCAAUUUUUACCUGCAAAUUUAGUGUCUUGUAGGUGGGCAGAAGCUAUCGAGAUGUCCACAAAAGUUGUAGCCACGGCUACAGUCCGUGCCAUCAAUCGCAAAUUGACUCCAACCAGGGCAGCUCUGGUUUUGACUCCUGCUGCUGUCAACAGGAUCAAGAGGCUCCUGGAAGGGAAGAGUGAAUACGUUGGACUGAAGGUCGGCGUGAAGCAGAGAGGAUGCAAUGGACUUUCCUACACGCUGGAUUAUGCUAAAGCAAAGGAUAAAUUGGACGAGGAGGUAGUGCAAGACGGUGUCCGGGUGAUUAUAGACAAGAAGGCGCAGUUGUCACUCCUUGGAACUGAGAUGGAUUUCGUGGAGAACAAGCUCUCGGCGGAGUUCGUUUUCAAUAAUCCCAACAUCAAGGGCACCUGCGGAUGCGGCGAGUCCUUUAGUAUGUAGAAAUAGUAGUUUGGGCAAUCUCAGAAGUAG
Molecule: messenger RNA, 550 nt
Organism: Phlebotomus argentipes
Lineage: Eukaryota; Metazoa; Arthropoda; Insecta; Diptera; Psychodidae
Gene: MagR
Product: iron-sulfur cluster assembly 1 homolog, mitochondrial
Exons: 4
Coding region: 131-520 (129 amino acids)
Biological process (GO): iron-sulfur cluster assembly
Cellular component (GO): mitochondrion; cytoplasm
Molecular function (GO): 2 iron, 2 sulfur cluster binding
Source: RefSeq, a predicted model, not a curated record